Parasteatoda tepidariorum (common house spider) is the source of this 1644-nucleotide messenger RNA. Lineage: Eukaryota; Metazoa; Arthropoda; Arachnida; Araneae; Theridiidae. The record is from RefSeq and is a predicted model, not a curated record.
AUGAGAGUAAUCGAGCGUCAACUACAACUUGCUGUCAAUAAAAUAGUAAAAUGGUGUCAUGAGAAUGGUCAUACUCUAUCACCUUCCAAAAGCUCAUGUGUGCAUUUCUGUCGGCAACGUCGGCUUCACAAUGAACCUGUUAUUCAUAUUCAUAACAUUUCUGUACCCAUCGUAAUUGAAACAAAAUUUCUUGGAGUUGUUUUUGAUCAUAAUCUUACUUUUCUGCCUCACAUAAAACAAUUGCGAAAAAGAUGCGAGAGAUCCCUAAAUAUGUUACGGGUGCUUUCUAAUACGUUUUGGGGUGCUGACCGCACCGCGCUAUUGCGAAUUUACCAAGCACUUAUACUGUCGCUCAUUGACUAUGCAUGCACAGUUUAUGGCACUGCUUCUGCUUCGCAACUAAAACGCCUUGAUACGGUACAUCACACAGCAUUACGCAUCUGUAGCGGUGCAUUUUGCACUUUACCCGUGGAAAGCUUGUAUGCUGUUUGUCAUCAACUGCCACUGGAUUUAUGCAGAAUGCAAUUGUCCUUGAUGCACUACUAUCGAAUCAUGUCUUCAGCCUCACACCUCUUACAGCGUGAGGUUACUCCUAUAAGUUUAAUGCGCUUAUAUGAUGCUCGACCAUCUUAUGUUCGCCCUUUUAUAGCUCGUAUGCGAUCACACAUUCAAACAUUUGCUAUUUUAGAUUCACCAUCACAAUCGGCAGACUACCUACUUAUAUCACCCUGGACUGGUUCACCAUAUCAUUUUUGUUCUCUAUUUGAUGUAUCUAAAAAAUCACUUGUAGCAUCAACCAUAUUUCAACAACUUUUCCUUUCUCAUCGUCAUCAGUUUUUUCAUUAUGUUCCGAUAUAUACUGAUGGCUCAAAAUCUCCUGGAUAUGUUGGCUGUGGUGUCAUCAUUGCUGACGUCACGUACAGCUACCAAAUUCCUGAAAUUUGCGCCGUUUUCACUGCUGAAACUGUUGCUAUUUUAUUAGCAUUACGACUAAUUUCUACUCGCUCUACUCGGAAGUAUUGUAUAUACUCCGAUAGUAUGAGCGUUUUGAGCCAAUUAGAAAAGUUUCACUUUGAUACUCAUCCAAUUUUAUGUUUCAUUAUUCAUUUGCUAACUACUCUUCAGAAGAAGGGAUUUGAGAUAUUAUUUUUCUGGAUACCCAGUCAUGUUGGUAUUCCUGGGAACGAACUAGCUGACUCAGCUGCACGAUCUACCACAUCUGUUUUAACAUUAUCUAUACCUUUCUCUGAUGUCAAACUGCAUAUUCAGAAAUUUGUGUCAUCAUUGUGGCAACAACAGUGGGAUCUGAAAGUUUUUAACAAAUUGCAUAGCAUUAAAUCCGAGUUGGGUCAUUUUCCAGUACUGCCCUUGCGCAGUGCUGAUGUAAAGCUUACACGUCUUCGAAUUGGUCAUACCCGGUUAACACACCUCCACUUACUGUUUGGAGAGCCUCCUCCUCUAUGCAGUACCUGUAACGUUCUUCUCUCGACUUAUCACAUUUUAAUUAUUUAUCCAUGUUUUAACCAACUUCGUUUAACGUUUUUUGGGAGUUCUAUUUUAUGCAUACAAGAUUUGUUGAAUAAUACUCACCAUCCUAACAUAUUUGCAUUUUUACGUGCCGUAGGUACUUUUAACAGCAUAUAA